UCGAUUCCCCGCCAACCUCCUCACGCCGAUCUUUCCCCUGUAAUCUGGAUGCUCCGUAUCCAGUAUUCCAAUUUCUCUAGACGGCGGGUCACACACCAUCAGCUCCAUUGGUCCACCCCCCCUGUCCACACACCCAGCAUGGCAGCACCUCCGAAUCACCUCCACGUCCAGAUUACAUCUCCAGCCUCGUCUCCUUGCAGUCUCUGGCUUGCUUCGAAAUUUGUUUGCGCCUGGUGAUUCCAGGCUCAGAGGAGUUGGACAUCCAUCUACGGCCAGCUGACCACAGGUGUCGCUGACCACAGGUUAGGUUGCUGAUUCUUCUGCUCCUUUGGGAAUUUUGCUGCGUGAGAAUGUUCUGCAAGUGAUUCUUCUUGCUUACAAUGAUAUGAAAUACAAAUCCACAGGUCCGAUUGUAGCUUGCUGAUUUUUCUACUUUUCUUGCACGCAAGGUGUUUGUGUUUUUGUCCAAACAGUACACUAUGAAAGGCAAUGCAACAUAUGUUCAUUCUGUUCAUGUCUCAUGGCUAUUUGUAGAUUUGUAUAUGCUUUAAUUAUUUUUCUUGGGUUUGGGAACCUAAAAAAAUGGUCUAAUGCUUAUACUGUAGGUUGUGGUUGAAAGCACUUGGCUUACAAAAUCAAUUAAAAUCGACAAGAUGGAAGGCCGGGUUCCAUUCAGAGAUAUUACAAAUGUUUUCACCCGACAACUUCACCAAAAGGGAACUACUCUGUCGUUGGAGAGCAGAAUGAUCCUUUAGUUGAAACCAAAAAUGCUACGCAAAUGAAUUCUUCCCAGCGUAAGCGUUACCGUGACCGGGAUAGAUAUCUGCAAAUGACUCCAUAUCAGAGGGAAGCCUAUUUGCAAAGGAAUCUUGAGUACAAAAGAAUGAGGCGUGAGUGCAGUGCAAGUUGUAGCAAUACAGAACCAGCACCCCAGCAGAAAAAUACAAUAUCUAAUAAGAACAUAUGCAUGACAGUUUUGCAGUUACAGGCCCAUUUGCCAAAUAUGCAUCUUGUGCAUUAUGAAGAUUCUGAUAAUUUGGAUAGCGUGUUACGCAGAGAAUCAUCUUCAAAAACAAUGCUUAGUGAAUAUUUUAGAAUGAAAUCUGUUGAUAUUUUUGCGAGGAAUUUCUUGUACAAGGAGCUUCCAGAAUAUUUUGUGUGGGAUAGCAGUUGCAAGAAUUGGAGACGUCGCAAGCAGAAACGAAUUCGGAUUGGUAGACUUGUGUCUGCGCACCCUGCUGAAGGAGAGCGUUAUUAUUUGAGGAUACUACUAAAUCACGUGAGGGGAUCCAAAUCAUUUGAGGAUCUACGAACUGUUGAUGGUAUUAUUUUCUUGACAUUUAGAGAGGCUGCACAGAGAAGGGGUCUCAUUGAGGAUGAUCGUAGUAUUUCUAAUUGUCUCAGCGAGGCUACGGCAUUUCAAAUGCCAUCUGCACUUAGAAGACUUUUUGCAACAAUUUUAGUUUUCUGCGAGGUAACAAAUGUCCGUGAACUGUGGGACAAGCAUUUUGAAGCCAUGGGUGAUGAUUUUCGAAGAGAAAAUGUAAAUGCUGAAGUAAUUGAUCAGAUGGUGCUUAAAGAUCUUAGAAGUUUGUUAUAUUCAAUGGGAAAGGACAUAAAGAACUUUGACUUGCCCUGCUUAUUGGAUGAUAAUGAUUUGGAGAGCUUAGAUUGGGGAGAAUUAUAUGAUGAGAUGUGUAUUGAGGUUGAGCAGGAACACUUGGAUUUGUAUAACAAGCUAAACAAUGAGCACCGACUUGCUUUUGAUGAGAUAAUGACUCAUGUCUUGCACCAGAAGAGUAUGGUUUUUUUCAUAGAUGGUCCGGGAGGUACAGGAAAAACAUACCUUUAUAAGGCUUUGCUCGCUAAAGUGCGGUCGAUGGGGCGAAUAGCUAUCACAACAGCAACGUCAGGCAUUGCUGCGUCUAUCAUGCCUGGCGGUAGAACAUCACAUUCCAGGUUCAAAAUUCCCAUUAAUAUUCAGGAUGACAGCAUGUGCAACUUCAGUAAACAGAGUGGAACUGCAGAAUUACUCAAGAGGUCAUCUUUAAUAAUUUGGGACGAAGUUGCUAUGACAAAGCGUCAAGCUGUGGAGGCACUUGAUAGAUCCCUGCAAGAUAUCACCGGUUGUGGAUCACCCUUUGGAGGAAAAGUAGUAGUGUUUGGAGGUGAUUUUAGACAGGUUCUUCCAGUGGUGAGGCAUGGCAGUAGAGCACAAAUUACAGAUGCUACACUAAAGAAGUCUUAUCUUUGGCAAGACAUAAAACAUAUCAAACUUUGGCGCAAUAUGCGGGCUUUGUUUGAUCCAUGGUUCUCUGAUUUUCUCCUUAGAAUUGGUAAUGGUACAGAGGAAUCAAUUGGUCAAUAAUAUGUGCGCCUGCCUGAAGAAAUUGUUAUAGGUUACACGGAUUUGAAGGCCUCUGUUAGUAAGUUAAUUGAUGACAUAUUUCCUCUAAUGGACAAGAAUGGAAACUCACCGUCCUAUAUUAGUGCACAUGCAAUUCUUUCCACAAAGAAUGAAUAUGUUGAUGAGUUAAAUGAUAUGCUUAUUGACCGAUUUCCUGGAGAAGAAAAGGUCUAUUACAGUUUUGACUCAGUGGUUGAUGAUCCACAUAAUCACUAUCAACCUGAGUUCCUAAAUUCACUCACACCUAAUGGCCUUCCUCCUCAUAUUCUCAGAUUGAAGAUCAACUGCCCUGUUAUUUUGAUUCGCAACCUUGAUCCUUCUAAUGGUUUAUGCAAUGGUACAAGGCUUAUCAUUAAGGCAUUUCAAGAGAACGCUAUUGAUGCAGAAAUUAUUGGCGGACAAUAUGCUGGGAAGCGAGUGUUCCUUCCACGAAUUCCUCUCUAUCCUUUAGAGGAUGAUGUUCUCCCCUUCAAGUUUAAAAGAAAGCAAUUUCCAAUUCGGCUUAGUUUUGCCAUGACAAUCAACAAAGCCCAGGGUUAAACCAUCCCAAAUGUUGGCAUCUAUCUUCCUGAGCCGGUGUUCUCUCAUGGCCAACUCUAUGUGGCUCUGUCUAGAGGGAUAUCAACACAAACAACUAGAGUACUUGCAAAGCCAAAUAAGGAUAUUGACCCAUCAGGGAAAAGCACAAAAAACAUUGUCUACAGGGAUGUUUUAGUAUAAUUCAUGUACAUGUUGUGUAUUGCCGUGUGAUGUUUCUAAUAUGGUUGUAUUCCUGUAAAUAGUACUACCCAGGAAAUAUAUUGUAUAUAGGGUUUCAGUCA
Molecule: messenger RNA, 3228 nt
Organism: Triticum aestivum (bread wheat)
Lineage: Eukaryota; Viridiplantae; Streptophyta; Magnoliopsida; Poales; Poaceae
Exons: 3
Coding region: 779-2368 (529 amino acids)
Biological process (GO): telomere maintenance; DNA repair
Molecular function (GO): DNA helicase activity
Source: RefSeq, a predicted model, not a curated record